AUGCAUAUUUCAACUGCCACCUAUUUGGCUUCAGCUAUAUCAGCUAUAACACUUUUUGUUUCACUUGCUGCAUUCAUUAUUAUCUACAAUGAUGUACAAAAUGUUUGGAAUGAUCUUGAUAGUGAAAUGAAUGUUUUCAAAACAAAAACUAAUGAUAUUUGGAAAGAUAUGGUUUCAAUCUCAUCAUCUCAAGUUCGUCAUCGUCGUGAUGCUUAUGAAACUAUUCCUUCAGGAUAUGGUGAAAAUACACCAGAAAAAUCUACUACACCAACUUCUGGAUAUGGUGAAACAGCCACACCAGGAUAUGAAGGACCAUCAGCCCCACCAAGUGCCACAAAUCCAUUGAUUCCAGGAGGUGGUAAUCAACCAACAGUUAGUGGAUCUCCAGUACGUGGAGAAGCUCAACCACCAUCAAUACCACCAAGUAUUGGAGCACCAGGAUCAAAUGGAUGUAUGUGUAAUGCUAAUAAUAAAUGUCCAGCUGGACCACCAGGACCAAAAGGAUUACCAGGACCAGCAGGACAAGCCGGUGUUCCAGGAGUUGAUGGAGUUCCAGGUGUUGAUGCUAGUGAUAUGACUCCAACUCCACAAGACACAUCAGCUUGCUUCAACUGUCCAGCAGGUCCACAAGGAGCUCCAGGACCAUUAGGUAAACCAGGACCAAGAGGUUUAGCAGGUGUACCAGGACGUGAUGGAUUAAAGGGAUUAGAUGGACAACCAGGUACCCCAGGAGAACAAGGUGGAUUAGGACCAAUUGGAUUAGAAGGACCAAUGGGAUUAUCAGGUGAUAAAGGAGUUGAUAAAUUCCAAGAAAUUGGACGUAAAGGACCACGUGGACCACGCGGUAAAACUGGAAUUGUUGGACCAGUUGGACCAAUUGGAGUAUCUGCUGGCGCAGGAACACCAGGAAUCCAAGGAGCUCCAGGUAACAAAGGACCUUUGGGACCACAAGGACCAGAAGGAGUUGUUGGAGAAGCAGGAAGUCCAGGAAGACCUGGAAAAGAUGCUGGAUAUUGUCCAUGCCCAGAUAAAAGCAGUGUUGCAGUUGCUGGUGCAGCUAAUGGUUACAAUAAAAUAAGACGCGUAUAA
Molecule: messenger RNA, 1089 nt
Organism: Strongyloides ratti
Lineage: Eukaryota; Metazoa; Nematoda; Chromadorea; Rhabditida; Strongyloididae
Product: Nematode cuticle collagen, N-terminal domain and Collagen triple helix repeat-containing protein
Exons: 1
Coding region: 1-1089 (362 amino acids)
Cellular component (GO): cuticular extracellular matrix
Molecular function (GO): structural constituent of collagen and cuticulin-based cuticle
Source: RefSeq, a predicted model, not a curated record